AUGUUCGGCUACGGGGAAGGCGAUGGCGAGGGCGAAGGCGAUGCCGACCAGACCUCCAUGACGUCGGCCGUCUACCGGGCACUGCUCGACUACUACGCCAAUGUGCCAAGUGCAGCGGGACACAUUGUCUCCCUGACCAUUGGCCCCUACAACGACACAACCGGCUCCUCCAUCUCUCCCCUCUUCGCCAGCAACAGCACGACUUUUGAUGAGACGGAUGCCGAUUACUUUGCCACUCAAAGGUUGGAGAACGACUUGGUCACGGAGGUGACAACCGCUGGCUUUGCCACCAGCACGGAUUAUGGUUUCGGGGAUGUUAGUCCCAGUCCUGCAUCUGGCAGUAGUAGCAGCAGCAGUGGCACCGGUGGCACAGGCAUGCCCGUCUGGCUGAUACCCAGCUACAGUGUAAUCCUGCUCUUUGCGGUGCUGGGCAACCUGCUGGUCAUCUCAACACUGGUCCAGAAUCGAAGGAUGCGCACGAUCACCAAUGUAUUCCUGCUCAAUCUGGCCAUUUCGGACAUGCUGCUAGGUGUGCUCUGCAUGCCGGUGACAUUGGUGGGCACACUGUUGCGCAAUUUUAUCUUUGGUGAAUUCCUCUGCAAGCUCUUCCAGUUCUCGCAAGCCGCCUCUGUGGCCGUGUCUUCAUGGACCCUGGUGGCCAUAUCCUGUGAGCGUUACUAUGCCAUCUGUCAUCCGUUGCGCUCACGCUCCUGGCAGACAAUCAGCCACGCCUACAAGAUCAUCGGCUUCAUUUGGCUGGGCGGCAUCCUUUGCAUGACGCCCAUAGCCGUCUUCAGUCAAUUGAUACCCACCAGUCGGCCAGGCUAUUGUAAGUGUCGUGAAACGUGGCCCGACCAGGGCUACGAGCGUUUCUACAACAUCCUGCUGGACUUCCUGCUGCUUGUCCUCCCAUUGCUGGUCCUCUGUGUGGCCUACAUUCUCAUCACGCGCACUUUGUACGUGGGCAUGGCCAAGGACAGCAGUCGGAUUCAGUUGCAGCAGGUCAGCACCGGAACUGGCACUUCCGGCGGCAUCACAACAACAACAGGUCCUGUCUCCGGUGAUGCUGGCGGUGCUGGCGGUGCUGGCACAAGCAGCAACAACAGCUGCAUCCUGGUGCUGGCUGUCUAUAAUGAGAAUAGUAACAACAAUAAUGGCGCUCCUUCCGCUUCCGCUGGAGCACCAGUGACAACGAAUAUGGCAACGACAACACUGACAACGAGAGCGGCAUCUUCCACGGUGGUCACAACCACAACCACAACGGUGACGCUGGCCAAGACCGCUUCACCUAGCAUACGUGUCCAUGAUGCAGCAUUACGCAGAUCCAACGAAGCCAAGACUUUGGAGAGCAAGAAGCGUGUGGUCAAGAUGCUGUUCGUCCUGGUCCUGGAGUUCUUCAUCUGCUGGACACCUCUAUAUGUGAUCAAUACGAUGACCAUGCUCAUUGGGCCAGUGGUGUAUGAGUAUGUGGACUACACAGCCAUUAGCUUCCUGCAGCUGUUGGCCUAUUCCUCCAGCUGCUGCAAUCCGAUUACGUAUUGCUUUAUGAAUGCCAGCUUCCGACGCGCCUUUGUGGACACCUUUAAGGGUUUACCUUGGCGUCGUGGUGGCGGUUUCGGAGGAACUGGAGCCGGAGCUGCACUGUCCGCCAGCCAGGCGGGCUAUAAUCCCAACACCAAUGCGUAUCCCAGUCUCAAUCCCGGCAUGGGCACCUGGCGGAGUCGUUCCCGUCACGAGCUGCUCAACUCGGUGGUGCAUACAAAUAGUGCCGCUGCUGCCGCUGAAAGUCCGCAGCUUUAA
Drosophila serrata is the source of this 1800-nucleotide messenger RNA. RefSeq names its product Cholecystokinin-like receptor at 17D3 (gene CCKLR-17D3). Gene Ontology annotation, biological process: neuropeptide signaling pathway. Lineage: Eukaryota; Metazoa; Arthropoda; Insecta; Diptera; Drosophilidae. The record is from RefSeq and is a predicted model, not a curated record. Gene Ontology annotation, molecular function: gastrin receptor activity; neuropeptide Y receptor activity. Gene Ontology annotation, cellular component: plasma membrane.